Aspergillus mulundensis is the source of this 990-nucleotide messenger RNA. RefSeq names its product 4-hydroxybenzoate octaprenyltransferase. Gene Ontology annotation, biological process: ubiquinone biosynthetic process. Lineage: Eukaryota; Fungi; Ascomycota; Eurotiomycetes; Eurotiales; Aspergillaceae. Gene Ontology annotation, molecular function: 4-hydroxybenzoate polyprenyltransferase activity. Bases 1 to 990 code for a protein of 329 amino acids. The transcript has a single exon. Gene Ontology annotation, cellular component: mitochondrial inner membrane. The record is from RefSeq and is a predicted model, not a curated record.
AUGUCCGCCCCCAACAAGCCCACUAGGGCUAGUCCACCUCCGAGCCAGCAACCACUGCAAGGACUGGUCUCCUACCUGCCCAGUCCCCUGCUGCCGUACGCCCAGCUGAUUCGACUCGACAAACCGAUUGGCUUUGCCAUUGUGUACCUGCCCUACCUCAUCGGCAUUGUCUACGCCGCCAGCGUCGCCCCCACCCCCCUGCCCAUGUCCUUGCUUCUCAACCGCGCCCGCAUCUUCCUCACAGGGAGCAUCAUCCUGCGCUCAGCAGGCUGCACCUGGGACGACAUAGUGGACCAAGACCUCGACCGCCAAGUGCAGCGCAGCCGCUCGCGCCCGAUCCCGCGCGGCGCCGUAACCACUCGCAACGCGUGCCUGUUCGCCCUCGCCAUCGCCUGCGCUGGCGUCGCCAACCUCCGCCAUCUGCCGCGCGAAUGCACCCACGACGCCAUAUUCAUUGUUACAUUAUCACUAAUAUACCCUUACCUGAAGCGCGUCACCCAUUACCCGCAGCUCGUGCUUGGCCUGACAAUCGGGUUUGCGGUGAUAAUGGCCGCGCAUUCGCUGGCGGUCGAUCCCUGGGCAUAUCCCACGAACAUCGCGACAGGGAGUCUCUAUUUCGCCGUCGUCCUGUUGAUGAUGCUGUACGACAUCAUAUAUGCGCGACAGGAUACCACCGAUGACAUCAAGGCCGGGGUGAAGAGCAUGGCCGUGCGCUUUCGCCAUUCCAUUCGGCUGCUCGCGGGGCUGCUUGCGCUUGUUAUUACAGUGCUGCUGGCCGCCACGGGCAUCAGCUCUUCAUUCGGGCGGGUAUAUUUUGGUACAGCCGUUGGUGGCACUGGGGUGAGCUUGGGCACCGUGGUUCUGCGCAUGAAUUUGGAGAACCCGGACAGCUAUCAUUGCUAUGUGGGCGCGGCGUACAUGGUCACAAGUGUCUGUAUUCUUGGGGGGCUGCUUGGAGAGUAUGCCAUAAAGGCUGGACUACUGCCAUAA